Capsicum annuum is the source of this 1438-nucleotide messenger RNA. RefSeq lists its product as uncharacterized. Lineage: Eukaryota; Viridiplantae; Streptophyta; Magnoliopsida; Solanales; Solanaceae. The record is from RefSeq and is a predicted model, not a curated record. The transcript is spliced from 4 exons. Bases 227 to 1198 code for a protein of 323 amino acids.
GGGACGGAGAGAGUACCUCUAAUUUUUCGUUUCAAGAAGCCAAUUUUUUCAAAAGCUCAUUAAUGGAUACAGUUGAGUGUUGCUGUAUAAUCAAAGCUUCAUAAAUUUUUCCACUGCCUUUUUUUCAUAUUCAAGAUAUAACUCAUAACCAACCCAUCACUGGCUUUACUGCAACUACUUAAGUCUCUUUCUCUUGCCAUCAGAACUCAGAGUUACAAAGAACAUCAUGGAUUGGUCCCAAAAGCUACACUUUACAGCUUUUCUAAUUGUUGCAGCAGCAGCAACAUUCAUUCGUGGAAUUCAUGGUUAUGCUAUGGUCUCCGGCACUGUCUUCUGUGACCAAUGCAAAGAUGGCCAAGUUUCUCUCUUUGAUUAUCCUCUAAAUGGAAUAAAUGUAGCAAUGGCUUGUCCAGACAACAAUGGGCAAAUGACAACAUGGGGAGAAGAAACAACAAAUUGGCUAGGAAAUUUUGUAAUGAAGUUAGAUGGCACUCCAGAUUUGAGUGGUUGUGUUGCACAGGUUACAAGUAGUAGUGAGCAAGGGACAAGAGGAUGUGGGACAGGAGGAGGAACAGGAAAGUCACCAAGAUUAAUGUUUAGGAUGUUUGAUAUGGAAAUGUACACAAUUGAUCCUUUGAUUUCUCAACCGGCAGAACCAAUGUCUUUCUGUCCAAAAUCUUCGUACCCACAGCCACAUCCCAACCCUGUUUCCCCAGCUACACCACCAUCAAAACUUCCAGUUCCACCAUUUCCACCUGCUCCCUCAUUGCCUCAUUUACCUCCGUUGCUUCCUUUACCCCCAAUGGCUCCUAUCCCCUAUUUAGAAGCUUCAGCUUGCCCACACCAGAGCUGGAUGAUGCCAGAAUACAGAUGCUACUGGAAAGUAAUAAAUCCAGAUUCAAAAGUAGGCGUUGUAUUUGGUCUACUUGCUGCUAGAAAAUAUGGAAAUGAUAUAACACUAUGGGAAGGAAUGAAAGGCAGAGGAGAACCUUAUAAAACAUUGCUGAGAGAAGGGACAACUGCACUUUUGAAUUCUUAUAACAGUGUACAGUUUCCAUAUCAUCCAUUGGGUGUCAUUCUACAUAUGAAUUUGGCAUUAAUGGGAUCAACUCAACAAGUUCUCCAUACAGCUUUGGCUUUCUUGAGGGCUAAUUCUGGCAAUGGCAGAUUCACUUGCAAGUUCAAUCCUUGCAAGUGAUUCUAUUAUUUCAGCUGGGUUAAUUAAUUUCACUUCCUAUUAUACCUUUUUUAACCACGUUUACAUACUCUGUGUUUAGUAACACGUUGUUGGCGUAUACUAUUGCUACAUUUGCUCUGUACAUCAUGUAUUUUGGAAUCAUAUGUUAUUGAUUUCCAAAAUCAUCAUCGAUUGCUUCAAUAUAAAAAAAAUAAAAACUCCUAUGAUAAUAGAUUACGAUGGAACGUUAUUUGAUCCCUA